AAAGGCGUCCACGCAGGCGACGCAAUGAGGAAGAAGCAGCAGCGGCCGAGGGAAAACCACAACAAAUGACACUGAGGAAAAUGCAAAUUGAAUCGAAGGCAGCAGCAACAGCAGCAGCAGCAGCGCGUACACAGGUCAAGUCGUGGUCAACGUCAACCGUUGCCAGCAUAUAGCCCUAGGAAUGUCCUUCAAGGAUGUGCGCGAUCUCGGGGAGCAGCUGAAGCUGCUGGGCUUUCCACGGGUAUUUCCGCUGCAGUCGCUGGCCAACCAGCACGGCAGCCUGGCCAGCUUCCACAUCGUGUCGGAGCUGCUGCAGUGGCUGGCGGGGCUCAUGGAGCCCGGCACCGUGCUCUCCGGCGGCGUGGAGACGGAGGAGCAGCGGGUGCUGCUCGUGCGCUCUGCCACGGAGUUCUUUGUGACCAAGUCGGCCAUCCGGCUGAAUCCCCGCAAGCUGUACGCCGCCGCCGCGGUCACCGCCAGCGAGCUGCAGAAAAUCACGCGCCUGCUGAUUGCCCCCAGCCAGACGGAGGCGGAGCGCGAGGAGGAGGAGCGCGACCAGUUCCGCAGCCUCAACCAGGUGGACAUCGGGGACAAGAUGGAGGAGCUGCGCCGGGCCCGCGAGCUCUCCGCGGACCUCACCCAGCGCGGCGCCGCCCUCUACGACCUGCUGUCCAAGGAGCUGCUGCACAAGGAGUCGCGCCAGACGCAGGCCCAGCGGCCCAUGGAGCUGCUCGGGGUGGAGCGAACCCUCAAGAACGCCAUCCAGGCCAGCCAGCUGAAGCUGCAGUCCAGCCGCGCCCAGCUGGAGGCGGCCCGCGUCGAGCUGAACGCUCUCAACUCGAAGCUGCAGCGGAAGCGGGCCGAGCUGGAGCGGACCAAGCAGCGGCUGGAGGCGCUGCAGAAGAUCCGGCCCGCCCACAUGGCCGAGUUCGAGGAGUGCGAGAAGGAGCUGCAGCUGCUCUUCCAGCGCUACUUCCUCCGGCUGCACGUCCGCGACGCCCUGCGCUCCCAGCUGGAGGCGCGCACCAAGCGGACCACGCCCAUCGCCUCGCCCAUACUGCAGAAGACCGCAGAGAACUCGAUGCCCUUCAUACCGGAGGGCCUCAUCGAGGACGACGACGACGAGGACGAGGACGACGAUCUCGACGGCGAUGACGAUGAGGAUGUGGGCGGUGGCAUCGGUGGCAUCGGAGGCGGGGUGGGCGGCGUCGGCUCCGGCGUGGAGAUGGUGGUGAAUGGAAGAAGCUUAUUUGGCCUGGACGCCGAGAUACCGGACAUACGCGACGAGGACCAGCUGAUGCGGCAGGAAAAGCGUCCCGGAACGGCCACCUCCCGCCUGAGACCCACCACGGGACGCAGUCGCAAGGGCACUGGAGGUGGGGCAGCAGGAGGACGAGAAGGACGAGGAGGACGAGCAGGAGGUGGAGCCAGGGCCGCUCACAACGGACGCAAUGUGCCCGGGAACAGCAUGCUCAACUCGCGGGACGACGACAGCAGCUUCGGCAGCUCUGACAGCGAGCUGGACAUGGGCGAGAUAAUGGGCAUGACUGGCAUGGGCGCUGGCACGGGCGCCGGGGCCGGUGCCGGUGCCGGUGCCGGGGCCAUCAGCAUGGCCAUGGGCGCUGCCGACGAUGACUUUGAUCUGAACUCGAUCGAUGACAUCAGCAUUUCGAAGCUGACGGGCGAACUGCCGCUGCGUCCGAAGACGGCCAACAAGGCGGAGCACCACAGCGACGAGGAUUUUUAGAGCCAAGCACUCGGCUAUUUUUCUACCAUUUGCACACCGGAAACCCUGGAAACUGCAUCAAUAAUACAUCCAAAAUCGAAUUCCCAUUUCCAGAGUCAAUAAAUCCGAGCACCGAGUGUCCU
This is a messenger RNA of Drosophila obscura, 1869 nucleotides long. It is a transcript of the gene Cluap1, whose product is annotated as clusterin-associated protein 1. Gene Ontology annotation, biological process: cilium assembly. The coding region runs from base 182 to 1747 and encodes 521 amino acids. The transcript is spliced from 3 exons. The record is from RefSeq and is a predicted model, not a curated record. NCBI's taxonomy places the organism in Eukaryota, Metazoa, Arthropoda, Insecta, Diptera, Drosophilidae. Gene Ontology annotation, cellular component: centrosome; intraciliary transport particle B; cilium.